AUGGCGGCCACACGGCGAUCUGCGCGCAUCAGCAGCAGAGCGAGCACUCAGGAUGCCGCCGAAGCUGCAAAGGCUGCUACAAAGCCCAACACGCGGAAAAGAAAAUCGGUCCCGGAACCUGAGCCCUCGGCGCCCAAAACGCCAACCAAGAAGCAGUGCCCAUUUGCUCCCCCCCUGACGCCCACCACCAGCGCCCUGCCGCUCAACGGGACCAAAGGCACCGCUCACAAGUCCGUCACCCGCCUCGCGGACCCCAAGUUUUCCAAUGCCACGCUGCUGUCGCCGGAGACGUCGCGGGUCAUUGCGUCGCGCAAUGUGGAAGCGGUGUCGCCUUCAAAAGCGCCGUCCAUUGGCGUCCGGACGACGACGACGACAACGGCAACGAUCCUGAAGGAGGCGUGCGAUCAUCUCAUCAAGGUAGACGAGCGCAUGCGGCCGCUGAUCGAGAAGCACCAUUGCCACGUCUUUUCCGCCGAGGGGCUGGCGGAGAAGAUUGACCCGUUCGAGAGCCUGGUGAGCAGCAUCAUAUCGCAGCAAGUCUCCGGCGCGGCGGCCAAGUCCAUCAAGAACAAGUUUAUCGGUCUCUUCUUCCCCGAGGGCCAGACCCGGAUCUUCCCCACGCCGUCCGAAGUCGCCGCAUGCUCCAUCGAGCGGCUGCGCACCGCGGGCCUUUCGCAGCGCAAGGCCGAGUACGUGCAGGGCCUGGCCGAGAAGUUCGCCAGCGGGGAGAUCACGGCGCAGAUGCUGCACGACGCGCCGGACGAGGAGCUCAUGGAGAGGCUCAUCGCGGUGCGCGGGCUGGGCAAGUGGUCCGUCGAGAUGUUUGCCUGCUUCGCGCUCAAGCGGAUGGACGUCUUCUCGCUGGGCGACCUGGGCGUGCAGAGGGGCAUGGCGGCCUUUGUCGGCCGGGACGUGGCCAAGCUCAAGAACAAGGGAGGCAAGUGGAAGUACAUGUCGGAGCAGGACAUGGUGGAACUGUCUGACAAGUUCAGCCCGUACCGGAGUGUUUUCAUGUGGUACAUGUGGAGGGUGGAGGAGACGGAUAUCAGUACUCUGGAGUAG
Molecule: messenger RNA, 1062 nt
Organism: Trichoderma reesei QM6a
Lineage: Eukaryota; Fungi; Ascomycota; Sordariomycetes; Hypocreales; Hypocreaceae
Exons: 3
Coding region: 1-1062 (353 amino acids)
Biological process (GO): base-excision repair; DNA alkylation repair; base-excision repair, AP site formation
Cellular component (GO): protein-DNA complex; nucleus
Molecular function (GO): alkylated DNA binding; DNA-3-methyladenine glycosylase activity; DNA-7-methylguanine glycosylase activity
Source: RefSeq, a predicted model, not a curated record